AUGAAGUUACAGCUAGCGGCUAUUAUAAGUGUGCUGUUGUCACUUGCAGCUGGAGGCUCAGUUGCCAGGUUUUCAUCAACAAAGGAGGAAGCCCGACGACUCUCGAGAGGAAUCUCGGACGAUGAGCAUUCGAAUAUCAGGGCUUCACUGGCAGGAAGCUCGAGUCAAGCAGUGGGACAACGACCGCAGCCGAUGAACAGAAACUUCCUGUUGACGGUCCCGAAGUAUGCGCGGGCCGAUGGGGUGCAAGGGUACUGUUCCCUGACGAUCUGUCGAAGCAUCGCGCCCCCAGCAUUCGAGGAGCCGGGCGAGCGCUACCCACAUUACUAUUAUUCUGCGCAGAGCGGCUGGCAUGAUGCCGAGUUGCUCUUCAAGGCGAUCAUCAUGAACGGGAAUAAGAAGGCCGUCCUGCGGCUCGAAAGCUGCAGCACCACCAGGGUGGUGACCGUCAGACUCUGCUACCCUUCCACUAACACCAUCUACCCCGCCAUUGAGCUUCCACCACGCGGAUCGAUCGGGGUGGAAGUCCCGCGGGAUGCCGAAUGGCCUCGCAAGAACGCCCCGGUGCUCCAUCUGCUCGGAGUCAAAGAUGCCUCUCGACGAAGCUCCUCCCAUCAUCAGCUGUCCGCCGCCUCGCCCGAAUACCGACCGAUCCAAUCCUAUAAUGAUCGCGACUCCCAGCUCAGCAGGUCCUUCCAAACCCUCCAGCUCGGACCGCCCAGCGCCCAUCCUCCCGGAUACAAAUUCAACAAUGAGGACGAGUUCGACCAGCUGGGCUUCGUCACCCGGCCGACGUUCGAGUACAUCAGCCCCCCCUCGCCGUGAUCUAAUCUUGGCGCUAGAUAUC
This is a messenger RNA of Puccinia graminis f. sp. tritici CRL 75-36-700-3, 847 nucleotides long. RefSeq lists its product as uncharacterized. NCBI's taxonomy places the organism in Eukaryota, Fungi, Basidiomycota, Pucciniomycetes, Pucciniales, Pucciniaceae. Bases 1 to 825 code for a protein of 274 amino acids. The record is from RefSeq and is a predicted model, not a curated record. The transcript has a single exon.